This is a messenger RNA of Diospyros lotus (date-plum), 1663 nucleotides long. RefSeq lists its product as uncharacterized. NCBI's taxonomy places the organism in Eukaryota, Viridiplantae, Streptophyta, Magnoliopsida, Ericales, Ebenaceae. The record is from RefSeq and is a predicted model, not a curated record. Gene Ontology annotation, cellular component: intracellular membrane-bounded organelle.
UUUUAUACGGGCUGGCAUAAUUGAGUCCGGCGUUGUUUUUUUACUUGGCGAUGGCAAUUCUGAGCAGAGCACGGCUGCCUCUUGCCCAGGGAAAUUAGGGCUCAAGCAAGGACAAUCUUCAAUUCAUCCGCUCAUCCGUACGGGCAAGUCUUAUCAUAUAUACACACUGUUUGCGAAUAUUUAUAUUUGACCGCUGGAAUAGUCGGGAUUUGCUUGCUUUACUGUUUCCUUAAAUAAACGAAUCAAGCUGUUCUGAGCUUCCCGAGUUUGUGCAGUCGUGAAUCUAAUCUAAUCACAGAGAGAGAGAGAGAGAGAGAGAGAGAGAGAUGUCAACACCCUCGGCAAGAUUCAUCCUGAGAAAUAUCUACCAGUUCCGUCAAAUCCCUCCAAAACCCUCGAAAAACUUAAAUACCUCUAGUGGCAUAUCUCAGCUUCUCUCUCCAUGGAUUUCGCCUUGCCAGAGAACGCGAACUUACUUCUCAUCAUCGUCUAGAAUCUUCCAGAACCCGGCAAAUCGAUUGAGCCCCCAAUCCGAUUUGUUGCUGAACAGAAGCUUUCUGGGUUUUAGGUACUUCAGUUUCAAGAGUUCGGGAUUGGGCAGUAAAAUUAAUGGGAACUUUGGUAAGAAUGUGGUCAAGAAUCCCGCCGCGGCGGUCCGGGAUGCGUUGGCGCGGUACCGCGAGGCGGUUGGACUGCAAGUUGAGGCUUUCUGGAAGCGGAAUUCGCUGGUUUUGUUGGGCGGAGUAGGGGUUUUGACCUGCAUUUUGCUGUGGAGGAUUUUGUUUGGGAUUGCCAACCUGUUUGUUGGGAUAUCUGAGGGCCUGGCCAAGUAUGGGUUUCUUGCUCUUUCCAGUGCUAUUGUGGCAUUCACUGGCUUGUAUCUCCGUUCAAUCACAGUCAAUCCUGAUAAAGUUUAUAGAAUGGCCAUGACGAGGCUUAAUACAAAUGCUGGAAUUCUUGAGGUUAUGGGUGCUCCUCUUUCAGGGACUGAUUUGAGAGCAUAUGUUAUGUCAGGAGGAGGAAUCAUGAUAAAGAAUUUCAAGCCAAGUUUACGAAGCAAAAGAUGUUUUCUUAUAUUCCCUAUACGAGGUUCUGAGAGAAAAGGUCUAGUGAGUGUUGAAGUGAAGAAUAAAAAGGGCCAGUACAAUAUGAAGUUAUUGGCUGUGGAUAUCCCCAUGGUAACAGGGCCUGACCAGCGUCUGUUUCUUAUUGGGAACGAAGAUGAAUACAGGAUUGGAGGUGGACUGAUUUCUGAACUCAGAGAUCCUGUUGUGAAAGCAAUGGCGGCAACUAAAGAGUUUGAAGAACGCGAUGAAAAGGAGGAUGAGGAAGAUGCUGAAAGAGAACUUCAGGAGGCAGAAAAGAGGCACCAAGAAGAAAUUGAAAAACUUGAAAAAGGUAGCUAGUUUCACAGGGACAGGAACCACUUUCGACACAUUUGUUUCUUCUUUUCCUGUUUUUUUUCCUUUUUCUGGUGAUCUUUAAUGAAGACUAGAGGUCUUCACCGUGCAAAGAUCAAUGUAUGGUUGCAUCUUCAUUGAAUUUCCAAAGGUUUGUUUACCUUUUCCUCUGCUGCUGGCUAAUUUUGUGACAUUAAAUUCCUGAAUAGCACAUUUUUGAAUUGCUCCUAGGCUGGCACUGACAGUCUGCUGUUGAUGAUCAA